AUCCCACCCCGCCGGGCGGUCACCUCGGCAGGAGGAGCCGUCACUUCGCCUCCGCUCCCGCAGAGACCUGACGGCAGCGAGCCCCGCCGCGCCGCGCCAUGCAAGCAGGGAAGGCAGCCGAGAGCAGGCAGAACGCCGGCCGGCCCCUGCAGCUCACCAUGAAGAGGGGCUACGAGGUGCUCCGCGACCCCCACCUCAACAAGGGCAUGGCUUUUACCUUGGAGGAGAGGCAGCAGUUGAAUAUUCAUGGAUUAUUGCCACCUUGCUUUCUUGGUCAAGAUGCUCAGGUUUUUACAAUUCUUAAGAAUUUUGAAAGGCUGACAUGUGACCUAGACAGAUACAUUCUACUAAUGAGUCUUCAGGAUCGAAAUGAAAAGCUUUUCUAUAAAGUGCUGGCUUCUGACAUUGAAAGGUUCAUGCCUAUUGUUUAUACUCCCACUGUGGGACUGGCUUGCCAACAAUAUGGGUUAGCAUUCCGGAGGCCAAGAGGUCUUUUUAUUUCUAUCCAUGACCGGGGCCACAUUGCUACAAUGCUUAAAUCCUGGCCAGAAAGUGUCAUCAAGGCUAUUGUGGUGACUGAUGGAGAACGUAUUCUUGGUCUUGGAGACCUCGGCUGUUAUGGAAUGGGCAUUCCUGUUGGUAAACUGGCACUUUAUACGGCAUGUGGAGGAGUAAAACCCCAUGAGUGUCUACCAGUGAUGUUGGAUGUGGGAACAGAUAAUGAGACAUUGUUGAAAGAUCCUUUGUAUAUUGGGCUGAGACACAAGAGAAUUAGAGGUCAAGCCUAUGAUGAUCUUCUUGAUGAAUUCAUGGAAGCUGUGACUUCAAGAUAUGGCAUGAACUGCCUCAUUCAGUUUGAGGAUUUUGCUAAUGCUAAUGCAUUCCGCCUCCUGCACAAGUACCGAAACAAGUACUGCACUUUCAAUGAUGACAUUCAAGGAACUGCAUCUGUUGCUGUUGCAGGUCUCCUUGCAGCUCUGCGUAUUACCAAGAACAGGUUAUCAGAUCACACAGUGUUGUUCCAGGGAGCUGGAGAGGCUGCACUAGGGAUAGCAAACCUCAUUGUAAUGGCUAUGGAAAAAGAAGGGAUUUCCAAAGAUGCAGCUACCAAAAGGAUAUGGUUGGUUGACUCAAAAGGAUUAGUAGUAAAGGGGCGUGCCUCAUUAACAUCUGAGAAGCAGCGUUUUGCCCACGAACACGCUGAAAUGAAGGAUCUAGAAGAUAUUGUUAGAGAUAUAAAGCCAUCUGUGCUAAUAGGAGUUGCUGCAGUUGGUGGUGCUUUUACUAAACAAAUUCUUCAGGAUAUGGCUGCUUUAAACAAACGUCCUAUAAUUUUUGCUCUCAGCAAUCCUACCAGCAAAGCAGAAUGCACUGCUGAGCAGUGCUACAAAUAUACAGAGGGACGCGGCGUUUUUGCCAGUGGAAGUCCUUUCAAUCCUGUCACUCUUCCAAGUGGACAAACUCUCUAUCCGGGACAGGGUAACAAUUCCUAUGUGUUCCCAGGAGUUGCCCUUGGUGUUAUUUCAUGUGGACUGAGACAUAUUGAUGAGGAUGUAUUCCUUACAACUGCUGAGGUUAUAGCUCAGGAAGUUUCAGAGGAGAAUUUACAGGAAGGUCGUCUCUACCCUCCAUUAGUCACUAUUCAGGAUGUGUCACUGAAAAUUGCUGUGAGAGUAAGUCAUUUCAGCCUUUUGUGGCUUCUCUUCUUCCCAUACUCUCUACAUAAUUGAAGAUUUGAUUUGAUCAACCAGCACACCUUCACACAAGUCGAGGUUGGUUUACAUCAAUCAAUAUUGGACACGUAGCAGUUUCAAAAUUAAACUUCAAUUCAUAAAUGUAAAUGUAAUCCCAAAUGCAAGAAGGAGAGCCACGGAACUGUAGCAAGUGUUUGUCUGUAGAGCCCAGACUGUGCUGUCCACCAGCCAGGAGCAGGUUCCCAGCCCCAGUCGUGCCAGCUGCACAUCUCAAGGCUUUCGGCCCUUCAUGGUUAUCAGUUGCCUGUCAAGGGAGUAAAUGUCCACCCGUGCCCAGGCACUCUUCCCUCUUGUUCCCAUUGUUAUUCUGGCCUAUCAAAAUAAUAACUACAGGGAAUGCUUUUUGUUUAUGGCUUGGGUUUAGGUCAGCAGAUAAUAGGUUGAUUGUUUUAUUACCAGCAAAUACAGAGCUGGAUUCUCAGAAACUGACCUAAACCCACAGUUUUCCAAGAAAUUUGGCUGUCCUGGAGAGGAGAAGCUUUCAAAUACUGCAUUUAGCAUUUAUCUCAGUUCCUCUCUUAUUCUGUUUUUAGGGUGGGGGGUCAAUAUUUUAGGAGGUUAUUUUGCUGGUCUUCUGUGGCCUUUUUUUUCUCUAAUGAUUGUUUUUCUCUUUGUUACCUUAAUGUGAAUGAUUCCACUUACUCCAUAUUCUUUUGAAAGAAUAACAAGGAGCCCUCGUGCAUGAAACAGUUUCCCUAUAUUGAUUCACUUUUGUGUAUUUAAAAAAAAAAAUUCCCACUCACAGUUUAUGUCAUCUUAGGCAAGUAAAAACUCUGUUCUGUAGAUGCCAAAAUGUUACCUGGAUUCCUCAGGCAAAAUCAAAUUAUGUUUGGCAGAAAGAUACUGAGAGAAAUUCCUCUUCUACUUGUGCAUGUUAUAUA
This is a messenger RNA of Empidonax traillii (willow flycatcher), 2635 nucleotides long. It is a transcript of the gene ME1, whose product is annotated as malic enzyme 1. Gene Ontology annotation, cellular component: mitochondrion. The record is from RefSeq and is a predicted model, not a curated record. Gene Ontology annotation, molecular function: NAD binding; malate dehydrogenase (decarboxylating) (NAD+) activity; malate dehydrogenase (decarboxylating) (NADP+) activity. Lineage: Eukaryota; Metazoa; Chordata; Aves; Passeriformes; Tyrannidae. Bases 99 to 1730 code for a protein of 543 amino acids. Gene Ontology annotation, biological process: pyruvate metabolic process; malate metabolic process. The transcript is spliced from 14 exons.